Messenger RNA from Nyctereutes procyonoides (raccoon dog), 5615 nucleotides. It is a transcript of the gene ADCK1, whose product is annotated as aarF domain containing kinase 1. The transcript is spliced from 12 exons. The record is from RefSeq and is a predicted model, not a curated record. The coding region runs from base 550 to 2244 and encodes 564 amino acids. Gene Ontology annotation, cellular component: mitochondrial inner membrane. Lineage: Eukaryota; Metazoa; Chordata; Mammalia; Carnivora; Canidae. Gene Ontology annotation, biological process: lipid homeostasis; protein phosphorylation; mitochondrion organization. Gene Ontology annotation, molecular function: protein kinase activity; ATP binding.
GUGGCUCAAGAGGUAUUUGUGGAAUGAAUGAAGGUCUGAUGAAGGUCUCCAAAGUACAUCUCAUAAACACGCGAAGUAGGUCAACGAAUGAACGAAUGGGGGCCACAGAUUAACCAGCAGCACAUUCUCACCGUUGGGCAACUGUCAAUGUCGUCUUCUCCUACUUGUUCUAAUACCUUAUUCAAAAUACACAAACCCACAACCCGAUUCUCCACUGAACACGACUCUGUGCCUCCUCCAGAAACAAGUUUUCAGGAAGGCUGUACGUCCGCGGUAGGGCAAAGAGACAAGGCGGUCUGACAGGUAAGGCGCCCUGACCCCUCCGGCUCCCGGGGAUGCGUGGCCCGCAGGUGGGCAGCCUCGGGAACCACGGACUACAAGUCCCGGCAGGCCGCGCGGCGGUCCGCUUCGCGAGGCGCAGUCAGCGGGUGGCGGAGAGCAAGGGUCGGCGAACCCCGUCCGCCGGCUGCGGCGUGCAACCUGGCGCCGCGUCCUCGCGUCCCUCGGGUCUUGGGAGCAGACCAGAAGAAAUAAUGCUGAAUUUCUUUAAUGGCCUCGUUAGGAAAUGGGAGGAGGCUGUGGUCACUUACAGGAUUGAUGGAAUUGGAGCCCAAAGUGCCUUUCCUCUGGCCAUUCUCACCUGUGCACCAAACAGGGAAAGGGUCUGGGAACAUGGCCAGAAGGGUUCUGAAGCUUGCUUCGUGGACCGGCGUGGCUCUUACUGCCUCGGGCUUCUAUCUAUACAGUAACAAGUACUUGGAUCCUAACGACUUUGGUGCUGUCAGGGUCGGCAGAGCAGUGGCAACGACAGCUGUCAUCAGUUAUGACUAUCUCACCUCCCUGAGGAGUGUCCCCUAUGGCUCAGAGGAGUACUUGCAGCUUCGAUCCAAGGUGCACCUCCGUUCUGCCAGGCGUCUUUGUGAGCUCUGCUGUGCCAACCGGGGCACUUUCAUCAAGGUGGGCCAGCACCUGGGGGCUCUGGACUACCUGCUGCCCGAGGAGUACACCAGCACGCUGAAGGUGCUGCACAGCCAGGCCCCGCAGAGCAGCAUUCAAGAGGUCCGCCAGGUCAUCCGUGAGGACCUGGGCAAAGAGAUUCAUGAUUUGUUCAUGAGCUUUGAUGACACCCCUCUGGGGGCCGCCUCCCUGGCCCAGGUUCACAAGGCGGUGCUACAUGACGGGCGGACAGUGGCUGUGAAGGUCCAGCACCCAAAGGUGCAGGCUCAGAGCUCGAAGGACAUUCUCCUGAUGGAGGUGCUUGUCCUGGCUGUGAAGCAGCUGUUUCCAGAGUUUGAGUUUAUGUGGCUGGUGGAUGAAGCCAAGAAGAACCUGCCUUUGGAGCUAGAUUUCCUCAAUGAAGGGAGGAAUUCUGAGAAAGUGGCCCAAAUGCUCAAGCACUUUGACUUCUUAAAGGUCCCCCGCAUCUACUGGGAUCUGUCCACCAAGCGAGUGCUUCUGAUGGAGUUUGUGGACGGCGGCCAGGUCAACAACAGAGACUACAUGGAGAAGAACAAGAUCGAUGUCAACGAGAUCUCACGCCACCUGGGCAAGAUGUACAGUGAGAUGAUCUUUGUCAAUGGCUUCGUGCACUGUGACCCCCACCCUGGCAAUGUGCUGGUGCGGAAGUGCCCAGGCACAGGGAAGGUGGAGAUUGUCCUGCUGGACCACGGCCUCUACCAGGUGCUCACAGAUGAGUUCCGCCUGGAUUACUGCCAUCUCUGGCAGUCACUGAUCUGGACUGACAUGAAGAGGGUGAAGAAGUACAGCCAGCGCCUGGGAGCUGGGGAUCUUUACCCCUUGUUUGCCUGCAUGCUGACGGCCCGGUCUUGGGACUCUGUCAACAGGGGCAUUGGCCAAGCUCCAGUCACUGCCACUGAGGACGCAGAGAUCCGUAACAAUGCAGCCAAUUACCUCCCCGAGAUCAGCCAGCUCCUCAACCAUGUGCCUCGCCAGAUGCUGCUCAUCUUCAAGACCAACGACCUGCUCCGUGGCAUUGAGGCUGCUCUGGGCACCCGUGCCAGUGCCAGCUCCUUCCUCAACAUGUCACGAUGUUGCGUCAGAGCGCUGGCCAUGCACAAGAAGAAGAAUGCCAGCUCGUUCUUCAGAAGGACCCAGAUCUCUUUCAGAGAGGCUUUCAAUUUAUGGCAGAUCAACCUUCACGAACUCAUUCUGCGUGUGAAGGGAUUGAGGUUGGCCAGCUGGGUCUUGGCCCUGCUUUGCUGGCUGUUGCCCACUCCAUGCUGAGUGGACCUGCUGUCCCCUUUCCCUUUCAAUGUGAUGCUGUAGUGGGCAAGUGGACUUUUCACUCCUUGUGCUUUUGUCAUGUCUCCACCCAGGUGCCCUGUUGCUGUCACAUGUUGACCUGGAGCCCCACAGUCAUUGUCCAUGGCACCAUUAUACUCCACCUCCGGAAUCCCAGUCCUACACUGCAGCCCUUGUCUCUGGGCCCACAAGCUGUACCAUGCAAGAGGUUUCUCUCCUUAUCCAGGAAGAUGACACAAGUCUCUUUCCUGCUUCUGGCAGGCACCAUUGGGCUGGAUGUCCCCCUACUUCCGGUAACCAUUCCUGUCAUUGGGGUGGACCAUGAAUCCCACUGACUUCCUACAGGAAUUCCUACACUUAGCUUAUGGGAAGUUUGAUUUUGUGGAAAGAGAGCAUAGUUUCUGAGAGUGCUAGGAACAGACUCCCUCUCCUUGCCCUGUCACUCCCCAGAAGGUGUUGCACCUGAGCAAGAUGGCUUGGCCUCUGAGGCAUGAGUUCACUGCUGUCAUGGUGACCCCUUUGGUGUUUUAUAUACUGUGAGUCAAUAAAAACCCCUUUAAGGUUGCAGGGAAGGGCUUUGUUGGCGGGAUUUUUAUUCUAGGUUGGGAGUGAAUCCACGUUGGCCAUUAGGUAAGAAUAGACCUGGAUGCCGUGUGCCACUGUGUUCUAGUUGGCAUCAUGCCCUUGUCACCCUUUCAGCUUUUCCCCGUGUGACCACUUUCUGCCCUUUGUAGGUCCUUCUUACCUUCCAAGACUCUCAGGCUGGUUGGAGAAGUUGAGAAGCCCAAGGCCAGGAACUUGUAAGCUCAGCAAAAACCCCUGACUUUGGUUUCCCUGGGUUCUCAUCACCUUCCCUGUGAGCUGGCACCUGCUUUGUUCCACUAAUUGCCUCCUGACUUAGCCCUUUGGCUUGUCAUUUGAUGCCACCAGUCCCAGAGUCCAUAGUGUAAACCUCGGCCACUGUGGCUUGGUUUCACUCUGAAACCUCACUGGCACCUGUCUGGACUCCAUGCUUCCACCUGUUGCCCACAAGUGGCCAGAGCUGCCACGCCCCCACUCAGUCAUCUGCUUCUGUUUCUGGGACCUCCCCAAAGUCCUGUAACUCCAGGUCCCCAAGAGACCCCUCCCAUUUGGCAGGUCCUACUAUUACUGAGUACCCAUGCUCACAGACAGUCAUUGUAUUUGAGUCUCUGUGAUCUCUUACUUCACUCCAUUCACAGGGGCAGGAAACUGCUAAAUAUGAGUCUCCUCUUCUCUUUAUUCAUAAUUCAAUGAGCGGAUUUUCCACUGACCAGAGAUGAUUUGCAGUCCCUUUAUUUCCUGAAAGAAUUAAUUGUUCUUAGUGACCAGUUGGAUGCACCCAGGGACCUGAGAGAAUAAUUUGCAAGAUCUGUUAUUAAUCAUGAGGAUGCAUGCAGCAUAUUAUAUUUUAUGGUGUCUUUUAUAGCCACUGAAGUAAAUAUAAAUGUCCUUUUUGUUCAAGGUAAUGGUUACUUGCUUUUCACUUUUAGUUUAAUGGUUGACUUCCUGCUACCCUGGAAUCUAAAACAUCAGCACGUUGCCAGUGAGCGCAGCACCCAGAAUAGUUAACCAGGGAGAGGAGAGAAUCUGGGAGAGUUUAGGGUAUAGGAAAAUUUGAAAGGAGGAGGGAAGCUAGUUGGUUUUGGGUGCCUUCCUCGGAGAGAGACCAGGCUAGGUUCUUUGCAAAUAACUUAAAUCUGAUUUGUCCCAUCAGCUCUGUGAGGGGGAAGGGUCAUGAGUCUCAUAGAGAUGGGAAUCAAGGCUCAGAGAGGGUUAGUGGUUUCCCUGAAGUCACACAGGUGCUAAGUGGGAUUCCACACUUUGUUUUUUAUUCCCCAGUGCUGGAGAUCUAGAUCACACUCGCUCUGUGGCCUGUCAUAUGUGCCUGAAUUGAGUCUCAAAAACCCUGCUUUGAGAAGGAAUUGGGUUUCCAGUGGAGGUAGGGGAGUCCAGCAUAUUCUCUGGGGCCUAGGGCAGUGUGGGAGCUGGACCACUGUGGCCUGCAUGCAGUUCUGACACUGACCGUCUGGAGUUAGUGCAGAGUUCACAGGCUUCAGGGCUUAGUUCCAGAAGACUGGCCACACUUCAGACACAAAGCUGCGGGCUUGGAGGUUCACCAGCCCAACUGGCUUCAAAUUUGGGUGUUCCCCUCCCCCCAGAUUCAAUAAUUGACUAGAAUGACUCAGAACUCAGGAAAGUGAUAUACUUGUGAUUAUAAUUUUAUUUUAAGGGAUACAGAUCAGGACCAGUCAAAUGAAGAGACACGGAAGGCAAGGUCUAGUAGGAUCCUGAAUGCAAAGUUUCCACCUCCUCUCCUGUGGGAUCAGGACACAUCACCCUCGGGGCAUAUCAGUGUGCUCACUAAGCUUCAGUGUUCAGGGUUUUUAUCGGUAUUUCCUUGCAUAGACACAAUCGAUUGAAUCAUUAACAUGAUUGAACUCAGUCUCCGGCCCGCCCUUCUCUCCUCUUCUUGGAGAAAGUGGGCUGGUAUCACCCCCAUCCCAGGUCCUCUAGUAAAAACUCAAGUGUGAUCCAAGGAGCACACCCUGAAAAGCAAGGAUAUUCCUGUUGCUGAGAAAUUCCAGGGAGUUAAGUUACCUCCCAGGGGCUUGAGACAAAGAUCAGACAGGCUUUUAUUAUAUAAUAACCACUCUGAUGUGUUCUUAUCCUAUGCCCUUGGCCCGAGGUAUGUCUUUACUGACUGACCACUGGCCUGUGGCUUCUGGUUGGCUUGGGUGGAGCCGUAUCUGGAGCUUAGAGCCAUAGGAGGCAAUUCUUUCCCUGUCUCUCUCCAAUGGCUUAGCGAUAGCAUGGCUGAACUUCUAUGCGUGGCCUUGCUCUGAUUCCUUCUCUGGCCUGUGGAACUUGCCAUUAGUUGAUUUGAGUUUGAUGCUUCCCAAUAAAAUCCUGUGACUUUUUUUCUCCCAUCAGUGACAAUGGGUCAUGUCAGAAAGUCCCCAGCAGCUUACUUUGUUUUACCUUUUAACACUUAAAUACUCAGUUGAGACGUUGGCUUCUUUGACUAAGGCAACAUGGAUAUUUUCCCCUUUUUUCAGGUAGAGUAGAAAUUCCAACUCUAUGGCCAUGUGGUCUAGAGCCUAUUAGGUACAUGCUUAGUUCAUAGGUGGUUGAGAAUCCUGGCUUGUAGUAAGUGCUAAAUAAAUAUGCAGGGAUUUAGAAUCUCAGAAUACUUUUCUUCAGGGCUGUUGAAAUCUGUGUAUUAAAAAUAAACUACAUGUACCAUUCAUCCUCUGUUAGGAAGAUUGCCUUGUCUGAUUGCCAGGUUAAUUUCAGCAGGGCUCUGAGCCCACUCCCAGGCCCCCAAAAAUGUA